ACAGAGCCGCUGUUUAGGUUUUUUUGAGGCGGAAGUCGGAGUUGCCGAGCCGGGGCGGAGUACAACUCCGCGUCCCCGAAAGCGUCACACCAUCUCCACGUCGACCGCGGACCCGGCGUGGUCACGUGAGAGGAGAAAGCAAGUUCAAUCAGAUGACCUGUCACAGGAAGGGGCCAAAAUGGAAAGCCGGUGAAAAGGAAAAGGAAAAGGAAAAGGAAAAGAGAUUCAUGGUGGAGUCACAAUGUCCUCCAAGAGGUUGUAUAAUGAAGACUACAAUGAUUACAGUUCAACAGAUGUAACUCCUGAUGGCAGUUUUCCAGAUGGCUUGAACAAUAUUUCCAGUCCAUCAUCCUACCAACGAUUUGGAGAAACAAAUGGAACAACAUGGUACCAAACCUUAAUACAUCUCUUGAAAGGAAAUAUUGGUACUGGCCUGUUAGGACUUCCGUUAGCAAUCAAAAAUGCUGGUAUUGUGCUGGGUCCCAUCUGCUUGCUUGUGAUUGGAAUCAUCGCAGUACAUUGCAUGGACAUCCUCGUUAAAUGUGCUCACCACCUGUGCCAGAAGCAUCAAAAGCCAUUUCUGGAAUAUGGGGAUGCUGUGAUGCAUGGGCUAGAAGCUAGUCCCUUUUCAUGGCUCAGAACUCAUUCUAUCUGGGGAAGGUACCUAGUGGGUUUUUUCUUACUGCUUACUCAGCUGGGAUUCUGUUGUGUAUAUUUUGUGUUCCUUGCUGACAAUUUUAGACAGGUAAUAUCUGCUGCCAAUGGUACCACCAAUGAUUGCGGAGUCAAUGAAACUGCUCUGUGGGCUCCAACGAUGAGCUCUCAGUUAUAUAUCCUGUCCUUCUUACCAUUUGUGAUAUUGCUCGUCUUCAUCCAGAAUCUCAAGAUUCUUUCCAUUUUCUCUAUGGUGGCCAAUAUUCUGAUGUUGAGCAGUUUGAUAAUGAUAUAUCAGUACAUUGUCUGGGACAUUCCAAAUCCUAGCGAUCUGCCUAUGGUUGCUGCCUGGAAAACAAUGCCUCUCUUUUUUGGUACAGCCAUUUUUGCCUUUGAAGGCAUUGGAGUGGUGCUCCCUCUAGAAAACAAAAUGAAGAACCCCCAGAACUUUCACACUAUCCUGUAUGUGGGAAUGGCAAUUGUUACCACGUUCUACCUCAGCUUGGGAACACUAGGAUAUUUGCGCUUUGGAGCUAACAUCCAGGCCAGCAUCACACUCAAUCUCCCCAACUGUUGGUUGUACCAGUCUGUCAAGCUGCUCUACUCCCUCGGAAUCUUCUUCACUUAUGCUCUGCAGUUCUAUGUUCCUGCAGAAAUAAUAAUUCCUGUGGCUGCUUCCAAGGUCCCUGAACGCUGGAGAUUAUGUUGCAAACUGCUGCUGAGAGUACUCCUGGUCUGCAUAACAUGUGCCCUCGCAAUACUGAUUCCUCGCUUGGACAUUGUCAUAGCUCUGGUAGGCUCUGUGAGUAGCAGUGCUCUAGCACUUAUUAUUCCACCCCUCUUGGAGAUCUUCACCUAUUAUUCGGAAGGCCUGCACCCGCUCAUCCUGGCCAAAGAUAUUCUCAUCAGCCUCUUCGGUAUUAUUGGCUUUGUUGUGGGGACAUAUGAAUCCCUCCAUGAAUUGAUUGUACCAACUGUGUCCAAUGCCACUGUUGCUUUACCAUGACACUGUAACCUGUUUUCACUUUGAAAAGUUAUCUGCCAUUCGGAUGGACCUUGAGUUUCUUCAUAGCAACUGCAGGAACUUGGGGCUCCUCCUCGCUUUCCAAAUCUAUUUAUUUUAUAGAUUCAACAAGUAAGGAUAUGGUUAAAAAGGAAGGGGCUCUUUUUUAGGUCUCUUAUUUAUUUAUGCUUCUUUUUUUGUAUGGGGUUGAUUUAGGAGACAUAUAAAAAAAAAAUAGGUGCUCUUUUAUGAUUAUCCCUAUCUGGAAGAAACUGAAUGUCUUGCAAGCAUCUUGGAUUUUACUAGACUUCUGGAUCAAGAGUAGUCAAAGUUGGGAGAAUUAGGAGUGCUAAUACUCCUCACCAGAUGAUUUUUAUGAAGCCUUUUGAGCAUCAUGUUAUAGUUCAUUUUUAUUUUCAUUGUUCUUGUUUUUAAACUAUUCUAGGCUAUCAAUUUAGAAAUGAUAUGUCUCAUUUCUAAAGUAAAUUCCUCCUUUUGGAUAGUUGCAUGUAAAGUGAAAUAGAGCUUGGGAGUAGUAGCUAACACAGAAGAAGGAAGUGGAAAUGAAACUUGAUGUAUAAUAUUAAAAAUGGAUGCUGUAAGUCCAUGCUCCUAUCUCAUGAAGUUCUGUGUCUAUUGAUAAUAAUACUGAAACUUAAAAACAGCAUCAAGCUAUAUAAUUUAUAAUUCCCAGGCAACACCAAUUGGACUGCAUAUAAAAAGGGAAAUAAGUUUUAUAUUGCUAAGUCCAGCACUCUGCCAGUUUGACUCUAUAGCAGGGUUCAUAUCAAAUUGCUGUGAAAAAAAGAUAUGCAUGUGAGCUGGACAGGAGAUUGAAAAGUGUUUUUAAAGAUUUUUUUUAUAGUUGUGUAAACAACAGGAUAUUAUAAACCAAUUCUCUGUUGUAAGCUUUUGCUUUGUUGUAGCUUCAAGGAACAUUCGCAAGCGUACAUUUCGAAAAAUGCCUUGAAUGUCAUAAUUAUAAUCCAAGUUCAUGUAAACAAUAAUUUCACAUGAGUAUAUAUGUAGAUACACUAUGAAGCAAAAAGUGAGUCAGAUGCAUAGUUGUAACUUCUGAAUUAUUUUCCUUCUGUAUUAUGGAAACACUUUGAGACCUACUUAGCAAUCAUAGCCAAUUAGCAUGUGUACAUAGGUUAAAUUCAUGGGCCCAACUUUCACGGUUUUCUUAUUUCACAUAUAAGAGGCCCUGAAAGGCUAGCCAAU
Notechis scutatus (mainland tiger snake) is the source of this 2881-nucleotide messenger RNA. RefSeq names its product proton-coupled amino acid transporter 1-like. The record is from RefSeq and is a predicted model, not a curated record. Lineage: Eukaryota; Metazoa; Chordata; Lepidosauria; Squamata; Elapidae. Gene Ontology annotation, molecular function: L-alanine transmembrane transporter activity; L-proline transmembrane transporter activity; amino acid:proton symporter activity. Gene Ontology annotation, cellular component: vacuolar membrane. Gene Ontology annotation, biological process: glycine transport; proton transmembrane transport; proline transmembrane transport.